GCCCUCUUUCCUUGCUUGCCGUGACUGCUCAGAACAAAGAGGAAACCGAGAUUGUGCAAUGGCGAGCGCUUUCCUCUCUUCCAUCCUAUCAAAAACCAGCCAAGUAUCGCGCUCUGUUCGGAGAUGGGCAGCCUCGCCGUCUUCAUCAUCGGAUCCACGUAGCAGUAUCUUGAAAGAUCUGAAGAAGCUGGAGAGAACGUUGGAAAGGAUCCAGACAGUGCUCCACGACGCGGAGGAGAGGGACAUACGAGAAGAAGCCGUCAAGCUCUGGUUGAAAGAGCUUAAAGAAGUGGCUUAUGAUGCAGAAGACGUGCUGGACGAGUACCACUACGAGGAACUGCGAGCCCAAGUGGAAGCCCGAGCUUCCCGCAAGAGGAAGCGAGUGGAAGGGGACGAUGAGGAAGAGGUAAGUAAUUCUCUUUCCACCAUAGUUGUUUCAAUUCCGGUUGGCAUGGGGGAUAGAAUCAGGGAGAUCAGGGAGAGGUUCGAUGAGAUCUCGAAGGAUCGGGAACGCCUGCGAUUAAGAGAGGAAGAUGGAGAGCGACGGGUCUUCGGAGCUGUGUGCCCACCAUCAAGCAGCCACAUGGUGGAUGAGUCAAGUAUUUAUGGAAGGGAACAUGACAAGCAGAAGGUAAUUGAUUUGCUGUUUUCUGAGGGUAUGGGAAAUGGUAUCUCUGUCAUUCCGAUUGUCGGCAAGGGAGGACUGGGAAAAACCACCAUCGCUCAGCUGGUCUACAAUGACUCCAAGGUAAAAGAACGUUUUGAUCUCACUGGAUGGGUUUGUGUAUCCGAUGAUUUCAAUGUUCCAAGGCUAACAAAGGCCAUCAUCGAGUCUAUUACAGAAGAAUCACGUGAUCUUACAGAACUCAGCCCACUUCAAAAUUCUCUCAAGGAAAAGGUGAGGGAAGGAAAGUAUUGCUCGUGUUGGACGAUGUCUGGAAUGAGCAACAAAGCCGUUGGGAGUCCUUAAGAAUCCCUUUGGUUGGAGCAGAAACAGUAAGAA
Molecule: messenger RNA, 1003 nt
Organism: Elaeis guineensis (African oil palm)
Lineage: Eukaryota; Viridiplantae; Streptophyta; Magnoliopsida; Arecales; Arecaceae
Source: RefSeq, a predicted model, not a curated record